GUUACAUUCAUUUAAUCAUAUGUAUUAAAACUUUUAAAAUUCUACUAAAAUUGGAGUUUAUUUAUGUCUUCCUUAUUUGGGAAAUCUAAGUCGAAGGAUCCUAAGGAGCAGAUGAACUCUUGGACUUCAAAAUUGAGAUCAGAAUCAAGGGUAUUAGAUAGGCAAAUACGAUCCAUCCAAAGGGAACAAGAUCGUACGGUUCACAUGCUCAAGGAGACAGUAAAAAAAGCUGGGGAUAACAGAAAUUCCUGUUCAGUUUUGGCCAAAGAAAUUGUUCGUUCUCGAAAAAGCAUUGCGAGGUUACACAGUGCCAAAGCUGAAAUCAACAGCAUAAUUAUGGCAGUAAAAAACCAACAAUCAGUAGGUAAACUAGUUGGAAGUGUUGACAAAAGCACCCAAAUUAUGAGGAGCCUUGGAAAAUUGAACAAAAUGCCCGAAAUGAUGGGGAUCAUGCGUGAAAUGUCAAAAGAAAUGUUGAAAAAUGGAAUAGUCGAGGAAAUGAUGGAGGAUACAUUUGAGAACAUGGACCAAAGCUUGGGCAUUGACCAAGAUGAUGAGGAAGUUCUAAAGGAAAUAGAUGGUGUUCUUUACGAAAUCACCCAAGGUCAAUUAGGUAAAGCGAACCGGGCUGUUCAGGAAGAACCUAUCCCCACCACUUCAAAACCCACAUCCGUCUCCGAUAAAAAAGUGCGGGUCAGAGAAUUAGAGCGCGAAACUACUCAAGAAGACGAAGAGAACGAAGACGAGGUCAGGGAUAUGAGAGAUAGAUUGCACGCCCUUAGGAGUUGAAGAAAAAAAAACAUAUGAUGGAAUUUGAAAAUAUGUAUAUAUAUAUAUUAUAUUUAUUUAAUUUAGACGAAAGUUAGGCGCCAUUUUUUUAAAUAUAAAUUAAAAUAUAUAUUUACCUAGAACCAUAUUUUAUAAA
Molecule: messenger RNA, 925 nt
Organism: Gordionus sp. m RMFG-2023
Lineage: Eukaryota; Metazoa; Nematomorpha; Gordioida; Chordodea; Parachordodidae
Product: charged multivesicular body protein 3-like
Exons: 5
Coding region: 64-789 (241 amino acids)
Biological process (GO): endosome transport via multivesicular body sorting pathway; late endosome to vacuole transport; protein transport
Cellular component (GO): multivesicular body; ESCRT III complex
Source: RefSeq, a predicted model, not a curated record